AUGGGAAAGAGUAAGACAAGAGGCAGAAGACACCAAGAGAAACAGAAAAAGGACGAAUUUGAGCCCAGCUCAAAUUCUACGAAGUUGCACAUCCAGCAAAAAGAGCCUACUUAUAAUGAUGAAUCAGAAGAUAAAGAGAAUCAGCCACAAAUGUUUUUCGGUGUGUUAGACAGAGAAGAACUGGAGUAUUUCAAGCAAGCCGAAUCGACCUUGCAACUAGAUGCUUUCGAAGCACCUGAGGAAAAGUUUCAAUUUGUUACAAGCAUCAUUGAGGAAGCAAAAGGUAAAGAAUUGAAAUUGGUUACUUCCCAAAUAACUUCGAAAUUAAUGGAACGUAUUAUUUUGGAGUGUGAUGAAACUCAGCUAAAAGGCAUUUUCCAAGCUUUCAAUGGUGCUUUCUUUGGAUUGUCAUGUCAUAAAUAUGCUUCCCAUGUUUUAGAGACUUUAUUUGUUAGAAGUGCUGCAUUGGUAGAAAGAGAACUUUUAACACCAAGCUUUGAUAACGAUGAAAAAGAGGGACCUUAUGUGACAAUGGAAAACAUGUUUCUUUUUAUGCUGAAUGAGCUAAAACCGCACUUGAAAACUAUGGUGAAUCAUCAAUAUGCAUCGCAUGUUUUGAGACUGCUAAUACUAAUUUUGGCUUCCAAAACCCUACCCAAUUCAACCAAAACUAACUCUACGUUACGUUCCAAAAAGUCAAAAAUUGCAAGAAAAAUGAUCGAUAUUAAAGAUAACGACGAUUUCAAUAAAGUUUAUCAAACACCGGAAUCCUUUAAAUCUGAACUUCGUGAUAUAAUAACUACUUUAUACAAAGGAUUUACUAACGGUGCCGAAUCGCGUUCUGAUAUUUCUCAGUCUACCAUCACUAAAUUUAGAGAAUACAGUGUAGAUAAAGUGGCCUCCCCUGUGAUUCAACUAAUUAUUCAAGUGGAGGGUAUUUUUGAUAGGGACCGUUCCUUUUGGAGAUUGGUUUUCAAUACAGCAGAUGAGAGGGACUCUAAGGAGGAAUCAUUCCUAGAAUAUUUACUGUCGGAUCCUGUCGGAUCUCAUUUCUUAGAAAAUGUGAUUGCGACUGCCAGACUAAAAUAUGUUGAAAGGCUAUAUCGUUUAUAUAUGAAGGACCGUAUUGUGAAACUAGCAAAAAGGGAUACUACAGGUGCCUUUGUAGUGCGUGCGUUGUUAGAGCAUUUGAAGGAGAAGGAUGUGAAACAAAUAUUGGAUGCAGUAGUUCCUGAAUUAAGCAUGCUCUUGAACUCCAAUAUGGAUUUUGGUACUGCUAUUAUCAACGCAAGCAAUAAACAAGGGUGUUACUUAAGAGAUGAUGUCAUUGCUCAAUUAAUACAAAAAUACUAUCCAGAAAAGUCCGAUGCGAAGAAUAUUUUGGAAAGUUGUUUGUCGUUGAGUUCAUCGACUUUGGGUAACACCAGGGAUGACUGGCCAACAGCAGAUGAAAGAAGACGAUCAAUUUUCCUGGAACAAUUAAUUGACUACGAUGACAAGUUUUUAAAUAUUACCAUUGACAGCAUGUUGGCCCUGCCUGAGGAAAGAUUAAUACAAAUGUGUUACCAUGGAGUAUUUUCGCAUGUCGUUGAGCACGUACUACAAACUACCAGGGUGGAUAUAAUUAAGAGAAAGUUGCUAUUGAACAUACUAUCUAAAGAGUCUGUAAAUCUGUCUUGCAACGCGUAUGGUUCCCAUAUAAUGGACAAAUUAUGGGAAUUUACGGCAAAAUUGACAUUAUAUAAGGAGCGUAUUGCUAGAGCAUUAGUUUUAGAAACUGAGAAGGUGAAGAAUAGUAUUUAUGGUAGGCAAGUAUGGAAGAAUUGGAGACUGGAACUUUAUGUUAGGAAAAUGUGGGAUUGGAAAAAAAUAAUCAAGGAGCAAGAAUUUGAAAUCUUUCCAAAUUCAAAACCGCUACAACCAAAGCUUGAAAAGCGCUCAAGAGAAAGAGAUAAUUCAAAGGAAGGGAGCACCUUCAAAAAGCAAAAACACUAUAGAUAA
Messenger RNA from Saccharomyces paradoxus, 2001 nucleotides. RefSeq names its product RNA-binding RNA processing protein NOP9 (gene NOP9). Gene Ontology annotation, molecular function: RNA binding. The transcript has a single exon. Gene Ontology annotation, cellular component: 90S preribosome; preribosome, small subunit precursor; nucleolus. Gene Ontology annotation, biological process: ribosomal small subunit export from nucleus; endonucleolytic cleavage to generate mature 5'-end of SSU-rRNA from (SSU-rRNA, 5.8S rRNA, LSU-rRNA); endonucleolytic cleavage in ITS1 to separate SSU-rRNA from 5.8S rRNA and LSU-rRNA from tricistronic rRNA transcript (SSU-rRNA, 5.8S rRNA, LSU-rRNA). NCBI's taxonomy places the organism in Eukaryota, Fungi, Ascomycota, Saccharomycetes, Saccharomycetales, Saccharomycetaceae. Bases 1 to 2001 code for a protein of 666 amino acids. The record is from RefSeq and is a predicted model, not a curated record.